AAAGCUAAUAAGAUUUUAUUGAUUCGUUUCCGAUGCGAGGCUCCUAAUUUUAUAAACAAAAUAAAUACUGGCUGAAAUAAAUAUUGGUUUAAAAGAAAAAUCUGCAAACAAACCGUACAAUAAACACUUCCUUUUCUGCUCACCAAUCGGCUCACUGGGCUCCGUAGUUUCGCCCAUCUGGAGGAGCUCGAAGAAAACUGAAAGGAAAAUAGCAAAUACCUAUUUCUUAACUGGACAAAAUAUGGAUAAUCAUAAAACGGAAGGCAUAGCAAAUGCAAAAGCAGCUUCUCUGAGAUGGAGAAUCCUUCGUCAAGCCCUCCUUCGUCGCUCUCCUGCCCCAAUUUCAGAUCACCAAUCUGUAAAUGCCAUCAAGCGCAUUUCCAGGAAGGCCAGUCAUGGAUUCAACUUGAUUCCUAGCCAAGUAAUUGAUGAAGAUCCAAACUCCAGAGAAGCGUGUAUAUGCUACACGUUGCCCAUUAAUGGAUCGCCCAAACUUUUCCUAACCCAAAGGAUGGAUGGGCGUGCUGAUCUCAGUGAUUUUGAGCUCUCUAAUAGAUACAAUGUCGACAACACUGGGCUUGUCUGUAAUUGGCCAUCAGAAGAAGUCCUUGCUUAUUUUUGCUUAUCACAUGCUGACAUGUUCAGGUUAAAAAGAGUUAUUGAGGUUGGUUCUGGCUAUGGUUUAGCUGGAUUAGUUAUUGCUGCAACUUCUGAGGCAGUGGAAGUUGUGAUCUCUGAUGGAAAUCCUCAAGUGAUUGAUUAUAUUCAGCGUAGUAUAGAUUCUAACUCUGGGGCAUUUGGCGGUACCAAAGUAAGGAGUAUGACACUGCAUUGGGAUCAGGCAGAAGCUUCAAAUAUGUCUAACAAUUUCGAUAUCAUUGUUGCUAGUGACUGCACCUUUUUUAAGGAGUUCCACAAAGGCCUUGCGUGUAGUGUCAAAUUCUUGCUGAGAAAUGCUGGGACCUCAGAAGCAAUAUUCUUCAGUCCUCAAAGAGGAAAUUCACUGGAUAAGUUUCUAGAGGAAAUUGAAGAAAACGGCUUGCAUUUCUGCGUAACAGAGAACUAUGAUACAGAAGUUUGGAUGCGUCAUCAGCGGUUCAUGAAUGGUGAUAACUCAUGGCCCAGCUAUGAAAAAGACCACUGUUAUCCUUUACUCGUCAGAGUUACAUUAUAGACCUCAAAAGCCUUCUAUUCCGUUCAUAUGUGUGUAUAUUUUCUGCAUGGAUUGGAUGACCCGAAAUGGCAAAGCUUGGAUGGCAACCAGUUGUUAGUGGUAGGCAACAGUUCGUUUGCCUAUUGCACUAUUUAGUCUAGUGUCUUGGUGGGUUCCAUUAUCACUGAAAUUGUAUUCCUCACCACUACAUUUUGUAGGCCCCCCUGCUGGUUUGUGUUGAGAGUGGAAAGGAAAGCAAUCGGAUGCUGUUUCUGAUCUUAAUUGGUUAUGAUUUCUUUUUCAACUUAUUAGUACAAUAUACAAUAGGUCCAUGAAGCUUUUGAAAUGAGAUUCCUUAUCUUCAUUUUAGCAUCUAA
This is a messenger RNA of Manihot esculenta (cassava), 1530 nucleotides long. Its product is annotated as calmodulin-lysine N-methyltransferase. Lineage: Eukaryota; Viridiplantae; Streptophyta; Magnoliopsida; Malpighiales; Euphorbiaceae. Gene Ontology annotation, cellular component: cytoplasm. Bases 242 to 1174 code for a protein of 310 amino acids. The record is from RefSeq and is a predicted model, not a curated record. The transcript is spliced from 7 exons. Gene Ontology annotation, molecular function: calmodulin-lysine N-methyltransferase activity.